Molecule: messenger RNA, 2584 nt
Organism: Phyllostomus hastatus (greater spear-nosed bat)
Lineage: Eukaryota; Metazoa; Chordata; Mammalia; Chiroptera; Phyllostomidae
Gene: TRIM56
Product: tripartite motif containing 56
Exons: 3
Coding region: 222-2582 (786 amino acids)
Biological process (GO): innate immune response; positive regulation of DNA-templated transcription
Cellular component (GO): chromatin; nucleoplasm
Molecular function (GO): zinc ion binding; ubiquitin-protein transferase activity
Source: RefSeq, a predicted model, not a curated record
CUCUUCCAGGCACCCAGCAACAGCCGUUUCCCGACCUCAGCCCCCUACUCCUGGUUCUGCAGCCCAAGGUCAGCUCAGGCCAGCAGGAUCCCCAGGACCUGUGCACACAGGGGCUCAGGCCUCACCUGCCACACGGCCUGUCAAUCAGGGCACCAGUCAUUACACUAUCAGCUCUCUGUGGCCAGGCUUCUGGUCUUGUCAUUUCUUACAUCUCUUGACAUAUGCAAGCGGCACCGACUUUUCCACAUUUGCUGAAUGUAUGCAAGGAAGAGGGCAGCUCCCUCGCUCGAGAGCAAGUGGCCAGAGGACCCACAAGACCAGAAGAAAAUUUCUGGCCAUUCAGCAUGGUGUCCCAGGGAUCCUCGCCUUCUCUCCUGGAGGCCCUGAGCAGUGACUUCCUGGCCUGUAAAAUCUGCCUGGAGCAGCUGCGGGUGCCCAAAACCUUGCCCUGCCUGCAUACCUACUGCCAGGACUGCCUAGCCCAGCUGGCUGACAGCGGCCACCUUCGAUGCCCCGAGUGCCGCGAGAAGGUACCCGUGCCGCCAGCAGGCGUGGCUGCCUUCAAGACCAACUUCUUUGUCAACGGGCUCCUGGAUUUAGUGACGGCUCGGGCCGGUGGAGACCUGCGUGCAGGGAAGCCGGCCUGUGCCCUGUGCCCCCUGAUGGGGGGUGCCAGUGCCGGGGGUCCAGCCACAGCCCGGUGCCUAGACUGUGCUGAUGACUUGUGCCAGGCCUGUGCCGACGGGCACCGCUGCACCCGGCAGACGCACACCCACCGAGUGGUGGACCUGGUGGGCUACAGGGCAGGGCUGUAUGACGAGGAGGCCCGGGAGCGCCAGGCAGCCCAGUGUCCCCAGCACCCGGGGGAGGCCCUGCGAUUCCUGUGCCAGCCCUGUUCCCAGCUACUGUGCCGUGAGUGUCGCCUGGACCCCCACUUGGACCACCCCUGCCUGCCCCUGGCUGAAGCUGUGCGUGCCCGGAGACCGGGCCUUGAGGAGCUACUGGCAGGUGUGGACAAGAACAUGGCUGAGCUAGAGGCCGCCCGGAUGGCGGAAAAGGAAGCCUUAGCCUGUCUGCGGGAGCAGGUGGCCAGGGUGGGGUCACAAGUGGAAGAGGCGGCUGAGAGGGUUCUCCGAGCCCUCCUGGCCCAGAAGAAGGAGGUGCAGGGGCAGCUACGGGCCCACAUGGAAGCUGCAGAGGAGGCUGCUCGAGAGAGGCUGGGGGAGCUGGAGAGCCGGGAGCAGGUGGCCAGGGCGGCAGCUGCCUUUGCCCGUCGGGUGCUCAGCCUGGGCCGUGAGGCCGAGAUUCUGUCUCUGGAGGGGGCAAUUGCCCAGAGGCUCCAGCAGCUGCAGGGGUUUCCCUGGAUGCCUGGACCAUCCCCCUGUCUGCUGCCCCAGCUGGAGCUUCAUCCUGGGCUCCAGGAUAAGAACUGCCACCUGCUAUGGCUCUCCUUUGAGAAGCAGCAGCCCCAAAAGGACAGUGGAAAAGAUGGAGCUAGAAGCCAGGAAGGCGAGGAAACCCGGAACCACAGAGAGGAUGGAGCCCAGGCCCCAAAGGAGGACAGAACCCCAGUGCCACAGAAAGAUGGAAGCCAGACCCCAAAUGUGGAGAGAGCCCAGACCCCGAAAGAGGGCAGAUCCCAGAUGCCCCAAGAAGAUGGGGGAGCCCAGACUGGUGGCAGAUCCAACAAGAAGAGGAAGUUCAAAGGCAGGCUCAAGUCAAUUUCCCGGGAGCCCAGCCCAGCACCUGGACCAAACCUGGAGGACUCGGGCCUCCUCCCCAAGCCCAUCUUUUCCUGCAGCUUUCCCACGCGGAUGCCUGGUGACAAGCGGUCUCCUCGGAUCACUGGGCUCUGUCCCUUUGGCCCCCGGGAGAUCCUGGUGGCAGAUGAGCAGAACAGGGCUCUGAAGCGCUUCUCCCUUAAUGGUGACUACAAAGGUGCCGUGCCUGUCCCCGAGGGCUGCUCCCCGUGCAGCGUGGCGGCCUUGCAGGGUGCGGUGGCCUUCUCUGCCGGGGCUCGGCUCUACCUCAUCAGCCCUGACGGGGAGGUGCAGUGGCGCCGAGCUCUGAGCCUCUCCCAGGCCAGCCACGCUGUGGCUGCAAUGCCGAGCGGGGACCGGGUGGCUGUCAGCGUGUCAGGUCAUGUGGAGGUGUAUAACAUGGAAGGCAGCCUGGCCACCCGCUUUAUCCCCGGGGGCAAAGCCAACCGGGGCCUUCGGGCACUGGUGUUCCUGACCACCAGCCCCCAGGGCAAUUUUGUGGGGUCGGAUUGGCAGCAGAAUAGCGUGGUGGUCUGUGAUGGGCUGGGCCAGGUCAUUGGGGAGUAUGGAGGACCAGGCUUGCACGGCUGCCAGCCGGGCUCUGUGUCUGUGGAUAAGAAGGGCUACAUUUUUUUGACCUUGCGAGAGGUCAACAAGGUGGUGAUCCUGGACCCAAAGGGGUCACUACUAGGUGACUUCCUGACAGCCUAUCACGGCCUGGAAAAGCCCCGGGUGACCACCAUGGUGGACGGCAGGUACCUGGUCGUAUCCCUCAGUAACGGGACCAUCCACAUCUUCCGGGUCCGUUCUCCUGACAGUUAAAG